Anastrepha obliqua is the source of this 2551-nucleotide messenger RNA. It is a transcript of the gene Caf1-105, whose product is annotated as chromatin assembly factor 1 subunit B. The record is from RefSeq and is a predicted model, not a curated record. Gene Ontology annotation, biological process: nucleosome assembly; DNA replication-dependent chromatin assembly. The transcript is spliced from 2 exons. NCBI's taxonomy places the organism in Eukaryota, Metazoa, Arthropoda, Insecta, Diptera, Tephritidae. Gene Ontology annotation, cellular component: nucleus; CAF-1 complex. Gene Ontology annotation, molecular function: protein binding. The coding region runs from base 127 to 2406 and encodes 759 amino acids.
GUGUUCUGUUGAUGGGGAUUUGGCGCGUAAAUACAAUUUUUGCUUUCGAUUGACUUGUGGUUGCAAUAAGUGAUUGUUAAUAAAGAUUUCAGCUUCAAGUAAAAUUAUAAAGUAAAUAGCUGAAGCAUGAAGUGCAAAAUACCCGAAAUAUCUUGGCACAAUCGCGAUCCAGUGCUGAGUGUUGAUAUACAGCCUCAAUCAGUCGGGCUGGCAGAAAAAUCCAUUGCUAAACAUCGCCUUGCCUCUGGUGGAACGGAUGCCCACGUACUCAUCUGGUACAUGAAUUAUACCGAGAACGAAAACGAUAUAGAGUUAGAAUUAGUUGCAGAUCUAACGCGCCAUCAGCGUGCUGUGAAUGCUGUGAAAUGGUCACCAAAUGGCGAACUGUUAGCAUCCGGAGACGACGAGAGUGUCGUAUUUAUUUGGAAGCAGAAAGGUGAACUGGAACCGUUGAAUAUAUUAGACAACACUAACGAACAAGACAAAGAAGUAUGGAUUGUUUUGAAGGUAUUACGAGGCCACAUGGAGGAUAUUUAUGACUUGAGCUGGGCUCCGAACUCCCAGUUUCUCGUAAGUGGCUCAGUGGAUAACACAGCUAUUGUUUGGGAUGUGCACAAAGGCAAAUCAAUUGGCAUGUUGCGGGAUCAUAAGUCGUUUGUUCAAGGAGUGGCUUGGGAUCCAAAAAAUCAGUAUAUUGCAACACUAAGCUCAGAUAGAUUUCUGCGUAUUUUCGACAUACAAACAAAAAGGGUUCUGUAUCGUAUUAACAAAACAUCGCUGCCUGUGAGUGAGGGCCAUGAACUGCAUGGACAACGAUUGCGUUUAUUCCACGAUGACACGCUACAAACAUUCUUUCGUCGACUCUGUUUUACGCCAGAUGGCAAGUUGCUGCUGACACCUGCUGGUGUUGCGGAAAUUGAAGGUGUCGCUCAAUCGUUGCACACCACUUAUGUCUUUAGCCGUCACGCUUUUCGUCAGCCUGCUAUUGUAUUACCUUGUCCUGGACAGUACACUGUAGCGGUGCGAUGUUGCCCGAUUCUGUAUAGAUUGCGGCCACAUAAAGCCGAUGUUAAUCCACCAGUUGUGCCACUGCCUUAUCGCAUGAUAUUCGCAGUAGCUACACGUAGUUCGGUUUACUUUUAUGAUACACAGCAGCGCCAACCUUUUGCUGUUAUCUCGAACAUCCAUUACACCCGGUUGACCGAUGUAACCUGGUCAAGUGAUGGCCGCAUUGUGGUUGUAUCAAGCACCGAUGGUUUCUGUUCGCUAAUCACCUUUGAGGCAGGCGAAUUAGGAGAAGAAUAUGAAAACGCGGCACAAAUUCUUAGUGCCAAUGAUACAAGCGCAGUAGUAAAAAAAACCAAGAAGCAAAAGGAAAACGAUGGGCAAAGCGUAAAAGAGAGUAAAACAUCUACCGAUGAGCAGAAGGAGUCUGGUACGGCGAAGCGCGAUCCACUAGCUGAAAUACCCGAAGAGCAAAAAACUGAUGAAGUAAUAGAAGUGCAAGCAGUACAGCGAAAAUCCAUUGAAGACUCAAAAUGUGUGAAAGGCGAAGAAAAAGUUAUACCACCAACAGAUAAAGAUAUUGUUGGUAAUGACGCACUAAAGAACUCUAGUAAUUCUACAGCAGCUUUGGCAAUUACGAAAACACUUGGCGCUACAAUUAUUAUCGACAAAGAAAUUCUUAGUUCCGAUGAAAGAUUUGAAUCGCCGGAGAAAAAGAGUCGUCCAGUCACACCGAUAAUGGUUAGACGCACUCCCCGUGGUGCUCCAUUACCUAACAUAAUCAAAACCACUAACACACCAUCAACGAGUGGAGCUACUCUUAAUUCUACUAUGGCUACAAAUAUACCAGCACAGGGCAUUCAGUCUCCAGCAUCCGGUGCUAAACUAAGUGCUUGUGCAACGCGACAGUCUAAGAGUGCAACACCAAUAUCAGUGCGGCGAACGCCGCGUGCAAUUAUUGUAGCGCCAGCACCACCGGUUACCACAAGUGUGGAGGAAGUAGCGCUUGAUGCUUGGCCAACACCUAUGGAAGUGGACGAUGAGGGAUCUGCAAAGCAGACGGCACCGCAAUCAACAAAAGACGAUUUGACUGUUAAAUUGAAUGUUACUGGUACUUCAAAACCGGCCGUAAUCAACGAUACCACGCUGGAGUGCACAGAAGAUAUACGUUUGGUAUACGAGGAUUCCAUAGACAAUUCUAUGGCAGGUACUGCUAAGGCGACAACUGAACUAGGUAAUAAAGAUGCCGAAAAAUCUAUAGUUGCUGAGACAUCUACUACAAAUGAAGAUUCUAUGAAGACCCCAACACCGAAAACACCCAUAUCAAGCAAUAGGACGCCAAGAAGAGUGGCGCUCAAAACGAUAUCUACACCUAAGUCGAAGAAGAAAUUACUGGACUAAAAACAUAUAUUUCGUGAUUGUAGUUUCGUUUGUAAGCUGACGCUCAUUUAUGCCUACAUGAUUUUUAGUUGUAAGACGUUGAUGAUUUUAUGAACUAAUAAUAAAUACACGAUUCGCGAUUUGCGAUUAACUAAAUGCUAAUAAA